UGUUUGUGCUGUGGUCCGUAGUGUACACAGGGUGCGAAGAGCAGAUUGGUAGCCAGCUAGGAGGAUCUACCGAUAAUAGAUCGGGUAAAUGUGGUCAUGUUGCAGUUGCUGGCAUUAAGCUCGAGGAGCAUUGGCUGGAAUACCUACGUUUCAUGUGGCGGCCAGGAGAUCAACAGUGAAAAGACUUAAUCGCGCCGCCCAACACCACGGUUUCCCCCAAACAAAAAUGGGGUCUCUGUCUAUAAGCCGAAGGUAAAGUGACCUUAAAUAUCUUCAAACUGAUGGCAAAUCUCGCGAAUUACCAAGAAGACAAAGCCGCAAUGUUGUUGCUGGAAACGCAACAGCGGGCUGUAGGAACUAAACCUGCGACGGCAAACGGCGACACCUCUGUCGGGGAACCCCCUUCCGUACUGGAUUGCGUACAGCACUCCGACCAUCAGACGGGUGAACCGCAUCAACGCCAGCAGUGUCACGAAAACCACCUGGAGUCGCCGGCGAGAAACCGUGUUAACCGGGUACAUGAGGACUCGGCCCUGACUGCGAGCAACACAUACGCUACCUCAUCCUCCCCUGCUAUAGCUGUGAACGCCAGUUUCUCCGUGUCAGACGACAUCAGAAAGUGCGGCUACCUGAGAAAGCAGAAACAUGGCCAUAAGAGGUUUUUCGUCUUGCGGGCGUCGAGUCACCUGGGCCCCAGCAGACUUGAAUACUACGACAGCGAGAAGAAAUUUCGCAACACUCUUCGCUCCAGCUCCGCCAGCGCUUCUGCAGCCUCAUCUGGAGGACCUACCGUGACUGCAUCUCCCCCGAAACGGGUGAUAUAUCUUUAUCAGUGUUUCACUGUCAAUAAAAGGGCGGAUUCAAAGAAUAAGCAUCUUAUUGCUCUGUAUACUAAAGACGAAUACUUUGCAAUUGUCGCCGAAAACGAGCAGGAACAGGAGGAGUGGUACCAGGCGCUCAGUGAGCUGAUGAGUGAGGGAAAGAGAUGCAACCUGGAUGCGGAGGACAUUGAUGAUGGUUACGGUACUGUAACUCCAGGUACUGACUUUAAAGAAGUGUGGCAAGUGAAUGUUAAACCAAAGGGCUUGGGCCAGACUAAAAAUCUAACUGGUGUGUAUAGACUCUGCCUGUCUGCUAAGAGCCUCCACCUUGUAAAACUGAACUCUGAAACGCCUUGUGUGAACUUACAGCUGAUGAACAUCAGACGCUGUGGCCAUUCGGAGAGCUUCUUUUUUAUAGAAGUCGGCCGCUCUUCUUCGAUAGGACCUGGAGAGGUUUGGAUGCAGGUGGACGACUCUGUGGUGGCCCAAAACAUGCACGAAACCAUUCUGGAGACCAUGAAGGCACUUAAGGCUUAUGUUGAGUUCAGGCCUAGGAGUAAAAGUCAGUCAUCUAGCACCAACCCGAUGGGCUUCAUCACCACACGACGGCACCUGGGCAACCUUCCGCCCAGUCAGACGGGGCUCCAGCGGCGGUCUCGAACCGAAUCUGUGGUGGGAACUCCUCCCAGCAGGAAGAGCAGUGGAGCGAAUGGAUACAGAUUUCGGACCUCCAGUGAAGGAGAGAGCACCAUGAACCGCCCCUUUCGCUCUGUGACGGGUAGCCUCAUUCAUCUCAACACGGCGCGUGCUAACCUGAGCCGCCAGGAAAGUAGCAGUGGGGCUGGGGCCCGCUACAUUCGUGCCCCCCCGGGUUCCACCUAUCACGCUCGUUCGGCCUCGCUGCCUGUGUCACACUUUCCUUCAACCACCAGCCCGGUCAGCAUGUCAAGCAGCAGUGGGCAUGGCUCUGUGUCGGACACCAUCACACGCCCAUCCAGUGCAUCCAUUUGUGGAUCCCCUAGCGAUGGAGGUUUCAACUCUUCUGAUGAAUACGGCUCCAGCCCUGGAGAUUUUCGCUACUUCAGAGUACGUAGUAACACCCCUGACUCCCUUGGAAACACACCACCAAUACGCGAGGAGCACUGCCUCAGUGACUACAUGGCUAUGGGCUGGAAUCGCGAUGGGUCUGGAGCAAGCACAAGUGAGGCGGUCCGUGAUGAGAGCGCUGAUGAAGAUUCACGUACUGGCUCGCUAAGGAGGCGAACCCCCUCCUUCUCCAGGCAGGUUGGGGGCGCUAGUGCUGCUGGUGUGGCUGUGUAUCAAAAGAUGACCCAGACCACUUUCUCGCUGGACGAGGCUGGAAGUAGCUCUUGGGGUAGCAGUGCACAGACCGUCUCUACCUCCUCCUCCCUCUGCUCUGACUACAGCUCCAGUUCUGAACAUAGCCAGGACCGGCCCCCUAGCCAACGGCUAGCAGAUCCCUCCAAGGAUGAUGGGUACAUGCCCAUGAUGGCAGGAGUGCUGCCGUCCUCCAACAAUGCAGACUACAUGCCUAUGCAGCCAAAUAUCCCACGUGUCCAAAGUCCUGCUUUACCUGUCCCCCAUCACGUCGACUCACAAGGCUAUAUGAUGAUGCUCCCAGGUAGAAGUGGGUCUACUGAUUCCCCUGUCCCACCCAGUCCUGAAAGUAGCAGACGAGGAGAUGGACGGAGAGUCUCAAAUCGCCCCGAGAAUACAGAAUACAUGGAUAUGUCCCAAAACACAUCUACAGGUAAUGCACAAAAGUUUUCCACUGACAAUUACUACGCUUUGACCACUCCUGUGGUCCCCAAAUCUUACAGUCCAUAUUUCUCUCUCCCUCGCUCAUACAAAGCUCCAACCAGAGACCAGCUUGAUCACGCUGAUUACGUACCCAUGAGUUCCCCUGCCAAACCAAUUUACACCCAGCACACAUCCACCCCAGAUCGCAUUAGCAGGUACCCACCGUCUGAAGCCUCACUACAUAAUGGCUGCGCUGACCGGCCUGCGGUUCGGCCGAAUCGCCUACCGCUGGGAAGACGGAGUUUGCAAAGCGCUUUGCCGACAGGUGAAGUGGCAGUGCGUCCUUCUAGCCCUGGAGAAUACAUCAAUAUUGAAUUUGGGGAUCGGCCCGCAUAUCCUACCGGCUCAUUAUCUACUGAAGGCUCCCCCGCAAUCGGCGUCAGCAGGGAGCAACGCAAAUCCCCCCUGCCACAGGACUACAUGACCGUUGAGGUGGGUGGUCUCCCACCAAAAAGUCAAUCUCCUCGACCUUCUCUAGUAGCCCCCUGGAACCCUCCUACUUACAUCCGACCCUCCUCAUCCUCUCACUGCGGUGGACUUACAAUGGGUAAACCUGACGACUACACAGAAAUGUCUUUUGGAGAUGAAGAGGAAUGUAAGAGCCCUACAGCCAUGCUUGAGCACCUGUGUGUCCUGGAGCAGCAGUUUUUUCCUUUCAGCCCCCCGAGUGAGCCCAAAGUUGUCCGUGCUGAUCCUCAGGGCAGGCGGAGACAUAGCUCGGAGACCUUUAUCACAUCACCAGGUGCAUCAGGUGAAAGUGGCCUGGAUGCACAGUGUAGCACAGUGCCUAGCAACAGUCAGCAGGCGGGGCACAGUAAGUGUCAGAACUCUGCAUCUUUUGACACUGUUUGGAUGGACAGUGUGACAUCUGGCAGUGAGGUGACACCGGGAACCUCCUCGGAUAGACCCAAUUCCUCCUCUGUGAGGUCUGGAAGGACUCUACCUGCGGAACACCAGAAUGGCCUAAACUACAUUGCCCUAGACCUGAGAGAUGACCUCCGGGCUGGGAACGCUCACUCUCCAUCACCCAGUGUUACUCCCCCAGAGAACGGUGCCUACGCCAGCAUAGAUUUACUUACAGCAGCAUCUAGGUAAGAUUGAGAACUGUCCCAUCAGGCUCUUGCAACGAUGCCAGAUAUCGCGAUAGCCCCGAGCACAAAACCUCACACGACCCUGCGCUACAACAAAAAGGAUCCUGAGUCUUGUGUUAACUGACUUUCAUUUCUCAAUGUGCUGUCUUAGAGCGGCUCCGUCUUGUAUGAGUUCAUUGCGAUACGCAUCACAACAUUUUAUUCGCUGCAUCAAAAAAGGGAGAUCAGAGUCUGGACAGGUGCAUGCUGUUUACAAGCAUCACAAGAAUACAUUCAAACUGUAUUUAUUUGCCCAAAAAGAUUUCAGGUGCAAUGAAAGAUUUUAGUGUUGAUGUUUACGGUUUACUUAUGAGAGAAAACAUAUAUUGGUAUGGUACGGAGCGGAGAUAACCGUAUGGCAGUAGUGUCUUUUUUAUGAAUGUCUCAUUUAGGUCCUCAUUUUAUAUUUCACGCACAAUUUUGGGCCGUAAAAACCUCCUCUUUAUACUGUUAACACUGUUCGAUGUGUGCGAGUGCCAGGAUAGCGUUGAUGUUGCACCGGCUAUCCCCGCUCUCGCUGGCUAGAGCCCCAGGGCUGUUUUGCGGUGCCUUCUUGGUAUGUGGCGCAGCCCAAACAUAGGUCUUUCAUCUGUCUUACUCACUUUCGACCAUUGCAAAGCGCGCUGAAGUCAAAGAUAGAGAGGAAGGGGGGUAGAGGGCACUGAAAAAGAGGUAGGGUCUAUUCUGGGACUAUCCAGGAUGCCAGAUGAAAUCUGCUACAGUUGCUAAAAUGUCACCAGGGUGAGCAGAGAGUUGUUGAUUACAUAAUCCAAAUAAAUAUACAGUAGUUCUCAAGUUACUUUAUGGUACCCAACAAAAAAAACCUGUUUUUAGAGCCCUUCUGCCACUUGAUGUGAAUAAACAGCACAAUUCGCAGGUACAAAAAGUAUCCGUGUUAACUAUUAUGCAUGCUGUUGGCAAGUUUGAGGGCUGUACUUGUCCAGCUAACAAUCUGACUUUUUAAGCUUUUAGAAUAGAAUUUAAAAAAAGUCACAACAUUUCAUUUAUAUAUUUUGUGUAUAGUUAUUUUUUUAAAUUUGGUAUAACCAAUCAUCCGUGUUAAUUUGUUCUUUACCUCUCUCUUCUCAGUAUUGUAUAUGUGUCCAGUUUGGAUCAAGCAACUUGGUACAGAAAUGGUACAUGGUCUGUUUGUUUUCUGCAUUGAAAAAAUAUAAUAGAGAAGAGAGAUCAAAGAAUUGAUUCAUUUUAAGGUUGAACGGUUGCAUAAACAGCAGAAUAUUUUUAUAAAUACCCAUUUCUGCAAGUUGUUUAAAACAGCAGAUUUGAAUGUUAAUCUUAGGACAGAAACGAAACACAAUGGUACAAUUUUCAUUUCAAUGGUAUGAAAGUCAAUUUUAUUUCAGCUGUGAAAACUUUGCCCUAAAUUGUCCCAUAGUGGUUACAUUUUUACAGAGUAGUCUUUUGGACAUGUCAGCAAAAUAUUUGUAAGUGUGAGACUGACCUAUAAGAGUUACAUGGAAACAAAUUCAUGUCAAACAAAAGCUUUAAAUCAACCAGAUUGUUCUAAACACUUGUAUGUGAAAUCGAUAUUUUGCUUAUGUAUUUGAUCUUUUUUUUGCCACGAUUGUCAUUGAAUUACCAAAUUUUUAUUUGGAACUUGAUUCAAGUGAUUAAAUAGUACAGAUGUGCAGUGGUGCGGCAUUAACACGUUUUCCCCUUAUUUUUUGUUUUUAGUUUUAACAGCUUUGCUAAAAUGUUUCAAGAGGCAAUUUGUUUACUCUGCAUCAUUUCAAAAGCCAAGCGAUUGAAAGUUUGGGCAACCUCUUGCCUGUGUUGUCUUUUUGUAAUUUGUCAAACGUCUGACUGAUGUUUUGGUACGCUCGCGUUCUGUGCGCCAUUGUUUUUCAAGUCCAAGCUUGACAGUUGUCAAAAUUCAGGUUGGAUGUCAACCUUUCACAUAUCUGAGAAAUACAAAAAAGGAAACACUUUUAACAUCUUUUUAUGGCUGUGUCCAUGUGUACAUAUUGAUGCUUUAUUUUAUUUUUUCCUGCAGUUGAUUGACAUUUCCUUUUUCCUCUGGUGGGAAAGAGAGAGAGUGCCAGCAGGGAAAUCAUUCAAGCAUUGCUUAGUGUUUGUAUCUUUUUGUUUUUGCUUUCAAUAGAGCUAUUGCAAUAAAAAAAGUUCCUGUAA
Messenger RNA from Paramisgurnus dabryanus, 5923 nucleotides. It is a transcript of the gene irs4b, whose product is annotated as insulin receptor substrate 4b. Gene Ontology annotation, molecular function: insulin receptor binding; phosphatidylinositol 3-kinase binding. The record is from RefSeq and is a predicted model, not a curated record. NCBI's taxonomy places the organism in Eukaryota, Metazoa, Chordata, Actinopteri, Cypriniformes, Cobitidae. Gene Ontology annotation, biological process: insulin receptor signaling pathway. Gene Ontology annotation, cellular component: cytosol; plasma membrane.